CUUAUGUGACAGGAGUUGAGGUGGGGCGGAUUUAGUCAUCAUUGUAAAUGCUCUAAAUCCACUACUCCUAAAAUAUCUAUAAUCAUAAAAAAAGAAUAUAGGAAUCCCCACCUCGAGUUAAAGAGUGUGUUAAAUUGAGUUAUUAUAUUACUCCGUAAUUUGAAUGAGAAUAUUAACUCGAUUGAGAGUAAGAUUUGUUUGAAGAAAACCAUGUUUAAAGUGAUCAUUUCUUCGGGUUCAGCUAGGGGAAGGAAUGGAGUCGGCAUUCUGGUGGCGCCGGAGCUGCGGGAGUUUGUGGUGGAGGUGAAGAGGAUUAGUGAUCGUCUAAUGUUUAUCAAGUUGGUUUUGGGUGGCUGUGCGAUCAAUGUCGUGAGUGCUUACGCCCCGCAUGUUGGCCUGGCAGACGAAGUUAAGAAGGAGUUUUGGGACGCCUUGGAUGGGGUGGUUGUUGGUUUUCCACUAACUGAAAAAGUCGUCAUUGGAGGCAACUUCAAUGGCCAUAUUGGAGAAUCGGCCGAUGGCUUCGAGGACAUGCACGGUGGUUUUGGCUUUAGCAGCAGGAACCCAUCAGGAGUUUCACUCUUGGAGUUUGCCAGAGCGAGUGAUUUGGUGGUUGCUAACUCGUGUUUCCCUAAACGAGACGACCAUUUGGCUACAUUUGUUAGUGGAGUAGGGACGACACAGAUCGGCUAUCUUCUCUUGCGCAGGUGUGAUCGGGUGCUCUGCAAGGAUGCUAAAGUAAUUCCGAGUGAAAACGUCACUACCCAACACAAGCUUCUCAUGAUGGAUGUUAUGAUCAGGUGGGAGAAACAUAGGAGAGCUUUGAGUGGCAACACACAAAUCAGGUGGAGGAGACUAAGUGCGGAGAACAUCACUGAGUUGACCAGGCGAGUGCAGGAGAAAGGUGCGUGGGAAUCGACCAGAGAGGCUACAGAUAUGUGGGUGCGGACUGCUAACUGCAUCAGGGAAUCAGCCAGGGAAGUGUUAGGUGUGAGCUCUGGCUCUGGGAGUAGGCGUCAGGGUGAUUGGUGGUGGAGCGAUUCCGUCCGAAGUAAGGUGGAAGCUAAGAAGGUGGCGUAUUUGAGGUACAUGGGCUGCAAUGUUGAGGAGGAAAGAGCGGCGUUGCGAGUGGAGUACAAGAAAGCGCGUAUGGCACCGGUGGAAGACAAGUUGCGGGAAGCGAGGUUGAGGUGGCUUGGCCAUGUGAGACGGCGGGAUGCUGACGCCCCUGUACGGAGAUGCGAAAGGAUUACAGUUAUUGGGGGAAGUAGGGGAAGGGGUAGACCUAAGAAGAAUUGGGAGGAGGUGAUAAGACAGGAUUUAGGACUUCUCGACCUGACUGAGGAUAUGGCCCUAGAUAGGAACCUUUGGAGAACUAGGAUUAGAGUAGCUGGAUAGAAGCUCGGUGUUGUAGAGGUUGUUUUGUAGUGUGUUGUAUUUGUUGGGAAUCUUUUGCUAUUGUUUGUACUUGUUGCUUGUACUUGGUGCCUUAUCUGUGCUAUACUGUGUUCUCUUCCAUAUUUUUGUGCAGGUGGAGCCGGGGGUCUCUUGGAAACAGCCUCCCUACUUCCGAGUAGGGGCAAGGUCUGCGUACACACACCCUCCCCAGACCCUACUGUUG
This is a messenger RNA of Cuscuta campestris, 1621 nucleotides long. Lineage: Eukaryota; Viridiplantae; Streptophyta; Magnoliopsida; Solanales; Convolvulaceae. The record is from the annotation of a GenBank genome assembly.